Messenger RNA from Rhagoletis pomonella (apple maggot), 2592 nucleotides. It is a transcript of the gene Septin1, whose product is annotated as septin-1. Lineage: Eukaryota; Metazoa; Arthropoda; Insecta; Diptera; Tephritidae. Gene Ontology annotation, biological process: regulation of exocytosis; cytoskeleton-dependent cytokinesis. The record is from RefSeq and is a predicted model, not a curated record. Gene Ontology annotation, molecular function: GTP binding; GTPase activity; molecular adaptor activity. The coding region runs from base 781 to 1866 and encodes 361 amino acids. Gene Ontology annotation, cellular component: cell division site; microtubule cytoskeleton; synaptic vesicle. The transcript is spliced from 5 exons.
UGUAUUUUUCGUGAGUGAAUUUGUGUGUUUGGCUGUUAUUAAUUAUCGCUGCUCUCUCUUGGAUUAAGUGCAUUUGCAAUAAAUUUGUUUGCUGUGUUUCCGCCGCGCUUCGCUUGAUGUGCACUGAAAACAGAUUGUGUUCAUAAUUUGCACUCCAAUUAAUAUUUUGCGCACGCACACCUAAAUUGCGGAGAAAUUUUCCUUAAAAUUAAAGAAAACACAAUUGUGAAAGUGGCAAAAGAAGUGGUAAAGUAAGAAAUAAUUAAAAGAAGAUAACUAGCAAAGCAGCAGUGACCAAGGCGUAUAAACAAGGCAGCAACCUGAAAGUUCGGCAGUAGCAGAGAGAAGUACAACAACAACGCGAAGCAGCAGCUCUGCUUACACGUACAAUUCGAAUUGACGCAACACGACGUGCUGUUCUUCUUGUCCUUUUAUUGUCUGCUUCGCAAGAAUAUUUUGAUUUUGCUGUCAUCGACGUUGGCGCCGACGUCUACGUUAACCGAAGUUCGCAGCAGAGACCGGGACGCUUCGAAUGUGAACUGUGGUUAUUGUUUUUUGCGUGUUGGGUGCGUUGAAUCACGCGAGUAGCUGGUAAAUUGCAAUUAUUUGACGGUUUUAACACGUUUUGUUUUCUUUCUUUGCAUAACUUUGCGUACUUACAAUACAAAUAGUGAAGUGUACACCAGAAAUUAAUUAAUAUAAAAACCUAUAUCGAUUAUAAGCAGCUGCAUACUCAAAAGAAGUAUAAAGGAUUCAAGCGAAGAUAAAAAUAAAAGCAAAAUGUCGGACACAAAAUCGUUUUCGAGUAUUGAAACACCUGGUUAUGUUGGCUUCGCCAAUUUGCCAAAUCAGGUGCAUCGUAAAUCGGUGAAAAAGGGCUUCGAAUUCACGUUGAUGGUGGUAGGUGAGUCCGGACUGGGGAAGUCCACCUUGGUUAAUAGUCUCUUCUUGACGGAUCUGUAUCCGGAGCGAGUUAUUCCAGACGCCAUAGAAAAACAAAAGCAGACCGUCAAAUUAGAAGCCUCUACAGUUGAGAUUGAGGAGCGCGGCGUUAAAUUGCGUCUAACGGUUGUUGAUACGCCCGGCUUCGGUGAUGCAAUCGAUAAUUCGGAUAGCUUCAGCGCCAUACUGCAAUACAUUGAUGAACAGUAUGAGCGUUUUUUGCGCGAUGAGAGCGGCCUGAAUCGUCGUAACAUUGUGGACAAUCGUAUACACUGCUGUUUCUAUUUUAUAUCGCCUUUCGGACAUGGCCUUAAGCCACUCGAUGUAGAAUUCAUGAAAAAAUUACACUCCAAAGUGAAUAUUGUGCCUGUGAUCGCUAAAGCUGACUGCCUCACAAAAAAGGAGAUCCUCCGUCUCAAAUGCCGUAUCAUGCAAGAAAUAGAGGAUCAUGGCAUUAAAAUAUAUCCACUGCCUGAUUGUGAUUCCGACGAGGAUGAGGAUUACAAAGAGCAAGUAAAACAGCUGAAGGAAGCGGUGCCGUUUGCAGUAUGUGGCGCAAACACGCUGCUCGAGGUGAAGGGCAAAAAGGUGCGUGGCCGCUUGUAUCCGUGGGGAGUUGUGGAAGUGGAGAAUCCCGAUCACUGUGACUUUAUUAAGUUGCGUACGAUGUUAAUCACUCAUAUGCAGGACCUUCAGGAAGUCACCCAAGAAGUGCACUACGAAAAUUAUCGUUCCGAGCGUUUGGGUAAGGGCCGCAAGGAAAAUGGUAUGAAAGUCGAGCGCGACUCCAUGGUGCCAACGCAAAUUGUCGUGAGUAGCGUCAUCUCCGAGAAGGAUCGAAUAUUACAAGAAAAGGAAGCGGAGUUGCGACGCAUGCAGGAGAUGCUGGCGCAAAUGCAGGCCAAAAUACAAGCGCAACAAUAGGUCUAGAGAGGGAGUGUGCGAAAGAGUGCAAAGUAGCGCAGGUGUAAGCAUAAAAAACUAUAUACUAUAACGGCAACAACAACUAAAGCAGCAACAAUAAAAAUAGUAAUAAUAAAAACCAAAUUGACAAGAGCAGCCGAGCGACUGCUGACUCAGGUGAUGAAGCUAAUAUGAAAUAUGUUAGAGCAUUGUAUUACUAUUACUGGCUAGCCAGAAUGUAGUACCACAGCCACAAGCUAUUUCGCUAGCUACAUCAGCUACAAGCCAAGCAAUAACACACCAUAACCACAGCUAUAUAUUGUGGGAAGUAUAGAGCAUUUGGAAUAUUUGGACUUUUGACCUCACCAUUCUGGUUAGCCAGUUAGACACGACAGCAGCAACAACAAGGAAUAUUAGAACGUUAAAUUGUGAAGCUGCGGUGCAUUUCUUCACAAAUGCCUCCACAAAAUUACAAUCUUUAAGAGCUGCUUUUUUACUAACAAAAUGUUCUAAAAUAGUUUUUUAUUUCGAAUUUUUUUUAUUAUUAAAUAGUUGAGUAACAUUCUUGGACCAACUUCUUGCACCUAGACGUUAAUUUUAUGGUCUUUGUAUAAAAAUAUUGGGCAUUGUUUUGUAAUUAUUAGCAACUAUGCUUAUUUUUAAUAUUAUUUGAUAUGUAGUAACUAGUACAUAUAGGCAGAAACAUUCAUAUAUAGCCUUUUCGUAUUUGGGUAACUCUAUUAAAUU